This is a messenger RNA of Biomphalaria glabrata, 2803 nucleotides long. RefSeq names its product zinc finger protein 227-like. The record is from RefSeq and is a predicted model, not a curated record. Gene Ontology annotation, biological process: regulation of transcription by RNA polymerase II. Gene Ontology annotation, cellular component: nucleus. NCBI's taxonomy places the organism in Eukaryota, Metazoa, Mollusca, Gastropoda, Planorbidae. Bases 344 to 2494 code for a protein of 716 amino acids. Gene Ontology annotation, molecular function: RNA polymerase II cis-regulatory region sequence-specific DNA binding; DNA-binding transcription activator activity, RNA polymerase II-specific. The transcript is spliced from 5 exons.
UAAUAGGUUUCAUUUCAGCAGGUCCCGACUAUACUUUUUACUUCCCAUUCUUUCAGACAAUACUAUUAUUUGUAUCUUAGUUAAUCCUUUCAAUAUUUAUCUUGCUAUUGUAACGUAUAUGUGUGUUGCUGGUCACUCAGGUGUAGAAUCGGGCAUUACUAUCAAUGUGUCGCGUAUGCCUUAGAAUGCUGGGUUCAUGUGUCCACUCAACUAGUAACAAUCAUGAAUAGUAUGCAACGACUGGAGUCCAUCUUUAGAAGACAACUAUAUACAUCUUAGUCAUUUUAAAAAUUAAAUUUGUUCUAAAUCAAGACAAAAGAAAAAGUAAAGUACCCAAAGCAAGAUGGCUGAUAUAGAACAUGAGUCCAGUCUUGACCUGGGCAAUGUAAUAAAACAUGAGAAGAAAGAAAGUCUUAAUGAAAUAUGUUUGAUAAAACAGUCAUGUGAACUACAAGACAUGAAAUUGUCACAUAUAAAAAUUGAAAAGACUGAAGGAGAUGAAGUAACUUCUUCUAUGCAGCCAUUUGAAAACUACUGCCAUGGUCAAAUUUAUAAUGUAAUCCCGGGACAUCAGGCAGAUGUUCUAAAGCAGGAGAUAAAAAUGUCUUGUACUACUGAAAGUGAUGACCCAUUGUCCUUAUCAUCAAGACUACUGGCUAUGUCAAAGAAGGCAGACAGAAACUUUUAUCCAGUGCCCAUCAUUUUGCCAAACUUAAAACUGACUGGACACAUACCUCUUUCAGAACUGCCAUUGAGUGAGAUAAAAAACAUGAGGCAAGAAGAAGAAAUGACUUCAACAAAUGUAUUUCUAAAUGCAAUGCAUGAUCAUAUGGAACCAAGCCUAUCCAAUGAAAUUGUUUCAGAUAAGAUCAAGAAAUCUACUUGCACAAAUAAUCAUCAAAUAAAUAAACUUUUCACUUGCCAAAUUUGUCAAAAAAGGUUUUCUAGCUCUAAAAUAUUACAAAAUCAUGAGUUGAUUCAUGCUGGUGAAAAAACAAGUAAAUGUCAAAUAUGUCACAAAGAUUUUUCUUCAUCUAGUUAUUUGAAACAACACCUACUGAUUCAUACUGGUGAACAACCAUUUAAAUGUGACACUUGUGGAAAAGGAUUAUCUUAUUUUUCAUCUUUGAAACAACAUCUACUAGUUCAUACUGGUGAAAAACCAUUUAAAUGUCAAAUAUGUCAGAAAGGAUUUUCUAGGUCUAGUCAUUGUAAACAACACCUACUGGUUCAUACUGGUGAAAAACCAUUUAAAUGUCAAAUAUGUCAGAAAGGUUUUUCUACCUCUUUUAAUCUGAAAGCACACCAACCAGUUCAUACUGGUGAAAAACCAUUUAAAUGUCAAAUAUGUCAGAAAGGUUUUUCUACCUCUUCUCAUCUGAAAGCACACCAACCAGUUCAUACUGAUGAAAAACCAUUUAAAUGUCAAAUAUGUCUGAAAGGUUUUUCUAACUCUACUAAGUUGAAACAACACCUACUGAAUCAUGCUGGUGAAAAACCAUUUAAUUGUCAAAUAUGUCAGAAAGGAUUUUCUAGGUCUACUCAUUUUAAACAACAUCAACUUGUUCAUACUGGUAAAAAAACAUUUAAAUGUCAAAUAUGUCAGAAAGGUUUUUCUACCUCUUCUUAUCUGAAAGCACACCAACCAGUUCAUACUGGUGAAAAAACAUUUAAAUGUCAAAUAUGUCAGAAAGGUUUUUCUACCUCUUCUCAUCUGAAAGCACACCAACCAUUUCAUACUGGUGAAAAACCAUUUAAAUGUCAAAUAUGUCAAAAAGGAUUUUCUUACACUAGUAAUAUGAAACAACACCUACUGAUUCAUACUGGUGAACAACCAUUUAAAUGUGCCACAUGUGGAAAAGGAUUAUAUAAUUUCUCAUUAUUGAAACAACAUCUACUAGUUCAUACUGGUGAAAAACCAUUUAAAUGUCAAAUAUGUAAGAAAGGUUUUUUUAUGUCUCGUUAUUUCAAACAACACCAACUGGUUCAUACUGGUGAAAAACCAUUUAAAUGUCAAAUAUGUCAGAAAGGUUUUUCUACCUUUUCUAAUUUGAAAGCACACCAACCAGUUCAUACUGAUGAAAAACCAUUUAAAUGUCAAAUAUGUCAAAAAGGAUUUCCUAACUCUACUCAGUUGAAAAAACACCAACUAACUCAUACUGGUGAAAAACCAUUUAAAUGUCAAAUAUGUCAGAACGGAUUUUCUAGGUCUAGUAGUUUGAAACGACACCAACUUGUUCAUACUAGCGAAAAACCAUUUGAAUGUCAAAUAUGUCAGAAAGGAUUUUCUAGGUAUAGUUAUUUGAAAGAACACCAACUGAUUCAUACUGGUGAACAACCAUUUAAAUGUCAAAUAUGUCAGAACGGAUUUUCUAGAUCUAGUAGUUUGACACGACACCUACUUGUUCAUACUCGUGAAAAAAACAUUGAAAUCAGUGGUUCACAAACUUUUUUGUCUCAUAGACCCCCUGUCAUGUUUUCUAGUUUUUGGUAGACCCCCUGUUAACUUAGAAGUUUUUGCAAAUUCAUCAACAUUUUUAAAAAGUAAUUACUAUUUGUAGUAAGCUGAGAAGUGAAAAAGUAAUUUAAAGCUACAUAUUAAGUUAUAGAGAUCUAUCAUUUUUAUUGACGAAAUUCAAAUUUAAACUAAUUAAAAUAAAAAUUAAUUAUAAUCAUUGCUGGAAAUGUUGUUGAUUGUUCUUUGCAGGUUUAUUAUCCAUACAAAUGAUAUUAUAUUUCAUAUAGGAAUUUGUUGUUCUAUGAAGUAGUUAUUCAAACAUUAAAUAUUUAUUAAUUUGCCUAA